Ictalurus furcatus (blue catfish) is the source of this 3438-nucleotide messenger RNA. RefSeq names its product CCAAT enhancer binding protein zeta (gene cebpz). The transcript has 16 exons. NCBI's taxonomy places the organism in Eukaryota, Metazoa, Chordata, Actinopteri, Siluriformes, Ictaluridae. Gene Ontology annotation, cellular component: nucleus. The record is from RefSeq and is a predicted model, not a curated record. The coding region runs from base 9 to 3194 and encodes 1061 amino acids.
CUUCCAGCAUGGCUGCGAAAAGCAAGCGGCGGCCCAAGAAGGCUAAAAAAAUUGAACAAGAUGAAGUAGACACGGUUGAGAACGACAUCGACGAAGCAGGGAAUGAUGAAGGCGAGAAGGGGGAGGAUGGGGAGGAUGAAUUGACCCUGGAUGAUGUGCUGCGUUUGGGAGGCACUAAGGCAGACUAUGUCAUGCUUACUGCAGUUGAUGACAGUACUGAGCUGGUAAAUGGUGGAAAGAAAGGUGCUAUUGAUGAUUUGGAGGACGGUGAGCUAGAAGAGUUCAUCACCAAACUGGGGAUCCGGUCCUACUCGGACCAGCAGGUUAUUGAGGGUGAUGACGAGGAUGAGCCUGAAGGAGAAGAAGGGAAAUGCUCCACACCCAGUGCGGAAAAGAAGAGCAAGAAAAAAGAAGCCUCUAAAGUGGACUCCAGCAAGACACCUGAAACCAAGCAAGAAGCUGAGACGAAGAAGAGCGAGGCCAAAAAAACAAGCAAAAAAGCCAAGCAAAAAGAAGCCGACCUUUUUGAGUUUUACCCCCGGCAGGUGCUGUUGGUCAAACCCGGAGGAAAAUGGUACGAUGUAGACUACACUUCUGAGACUAGCACUUCUCCUCAGGACAAAUCUCUGGUUGCUAAGUACAAGGCUUUGGCUCAGAAGCUGCUGGAGGCGGAAACAAAUCUUUACAGAAACAAGAAAAACCUACAGAAAGGAGCAAACACGGUCUGGAUGAAGAGCGUCGUCUCGACUGGGACUCUGCCGGACCGGAUGGCGGCCAUGACCGUGCUCAUCCAGGACGCUCCUGUGCACAGUCUGGAGCACAUCGAGAACCUGAUCGUUAUGAUGAGGAAGAAAGGAGGUCGUAGGCAAGGCCACAUGGCUGUGGACACACUUAAGGAGCUGCUGUUGUCCGAUCUGCUCCCAGAGAAUCGUAAGCUCCAGACUUUCUCUCAGCGCCCGUUCGACAAGCUGGAGGAGCGCGCGAGUGGAAACCGAGACGUCCGGGACCGGCGCCUUGUCCUCUGGUACUUCGAGCACCUUCUCAAGCUCCAGCUGGCUGAAUUUGUAACAGCUCUUGACGCUUUGGCUCACGAUUCUGUCCUGGCCACCAAAACAAAAGCUUUGACCACGGCUCACGAGCUGCUGUGCAACCAGCCCGAGCAGGAAAGAGCCCUGCUGAUGCAUGUCGUAAACAAACUGGGAGAUCCUGAGUACAAAAUCGCCUCUAAGGCCUCGUAUCUGCUGGAGACGCUACUCCGUAAACACCCCUUGAUGAAAUCGGUGGUGUGCACCGAAGUAGAGCGUCUGAUGUUCAGACCCAACAUAAGCGCCAAGGCUCAGUAUUACGCCGCAUGCUUCCUCAACCAGGUGGUGCUGAGCCACGACGAGACCGAGCUCGCCACCAAACUCAUCACUGUCUACUUCAGCUUCUUCCGUCUCUGCAUUAAGAAGAAGGAGGUGGAGUCUAAGAUGCUGGGCGCUCUGCUGAGCGGUGUGAACAGGGCCUAUCCGUACACCAAGGCCGGAGAUGAGGCGGUCCGGGAGCAGCUGGACACGCUGUUUAAAGUGGUGCACCUGGUAAAGUUCAGCACAGCUGUGCAAGCUCUCAUGCUGCUCUUCCAGGUUAUGGAUUCUCAGCAGAGUGUGUCGGAUCGCUACUACGUCGCUCUUUACAAGAAGCUGUUGGAUCCUGGCCUGUCAGUAAGCUCGAGGCAGAGCAUGUUCCUCAACCUGCUGUACAAGUCUCUGAAAGCCGACAUCGUCCUGCGCCGCGUGAAGGCCUUCGUAAAGAGGCUUCUGCAGGUGAGCUGUGAUCAGAGCCCGACGUUCGCCUGCGGAGCGCUCUUCCUCGUAUCCGAGGUCAUGAAGGCCAAACCUGGCCUUAAGCUCCUCCUACAAGAAGGGGAUGAGGAGGAGGAGAAAUUUCAGGACCUUCGAGAUGAUGAUGAUGAUGAAGAAGAAAGGUUUGUGGAUGCGGAUAAAAUUGAAGAGGGCCAGAGCGUAAAGCCUCAGCAGAACAAACCAGCUGCAUCAUGGGUACAUCACCAAAACUUUGAAGGUCGUAAGGAUAUGCAGAUGUAUGACCCCAUUCACAGAAACCCUUUAUACUGUGGAGCGAAUCACAGCACACUCUGGGAGCUGCAGAAGCUCGCUGAUCAUUUCCACCCCUCUGUUGCUCUGUUUGCAAAAACCAUCUUGCAGGGAGAGCACAUCCAGUACACAGGGGAUCCUCUGCAGGACUUCACGCUCAUCAGGUUCUUGGAUCGGUUUGUAUUCAGAAACCCCAAACAAGUGAAGGGCAAACAAAACACAGACGCGACUGUAAUGCAGCCGAAGCACAAACAAAGCAUGAAUAACAUCCGCUCGUUACCUGUAAACUGUGAGGAGUUUCUGGCCAAAGAGGAAACUCAGAUCCCUGUGGAUGAGGUGUUCUUCUACAGGUUCUUUAAAAAGAGGGAAAGAGAGAAGUCAUUAAAGAAGCCUCGUGGAGAUGACGCGGAGAGCGUGGAGGAUGUGGAUGACGACGAGUUUGAGCAAAUGCUCGACACUUUUGAGGGCGAUAGCUUCUUCACGGAAUUCAAAGAUGAUGACCUGGACUUUGCUGGCAAUGUAAAGAGCAACAGCAAAAAAGGCAAGAAGUCAGAGGAGGUGUCUGAUUCAGACCUGGAUGAUGAGCUGGAUGACGAGGAGCUCUCUCUGGGAAGCAUGGACGAGGAAGACUUCGGAGACGAGCUGGAGGAAGACGGUGGUGCUUUUAUGGACCCGGGCGGAGACGAUAAUGAUGAUGAAGACUUUGAUGAGGACAUGGAUAAGCCACCAGAGGUCAGCACAGGAGGCAAAAAAGGCAAGAGGAAGUCAUCAGAGCAUUUAGAUUUUGCUGGAUCUUUUGGUUCCAAACCAAGCAAGAAGAAAAGGAAAGGAAAGAUGGAUGACACAGGCAUUUUUGCAGCAGCUGAGGAGUUUGGAGAUUUGCUGGAUGAAAAUGCAGACAUCAAGUUUGACACCACUGGCAUGAAUGCAAUGGCUAACAAAGACAAAGCCAGUGUCAAACAGCUGAAAUGGGAGGUGCAGCGUGAUGACUGGAUCCAGGGACGUGACGUUAAGACGCUCAGGAGGAAGAAGGCCAUGUUCAAAAAGAGGAAACCAUUUGAGAAACGCAGACCGGGCAAAAAGACUGCAGGCAGGAAGAAGUGAUGAUUCUUGUCAUCUUUUUGUCUCUGUCCGUCUAUUCCUGCCUAGUAGACCACACGUCCCGAUCGGCUUCCCGGAUGCCGUAGUUUCCGGCCCAUUCGUUGGACUUGUAAUAAACUGAGAGAGAGAGAGAUUCGGUUUGUAGUCAUUAAUUGCCAUGUGUUGGUGGCAAAUAUUUCUGGUGUACAUGUAACAAAAAACAAAACAAAAAAAAAAAGCAUUUUGUAAUAAAUGUAAUUUUACCAUU